AAUUGGUGAGAAUAUAUAAAAAUAGUUGUUUGUCUGUGAUGAUAAAAAGAAAAGGCAGAAGUGAAUAACAGUGAAAAAUCCCUUUCGUCCUUUAGCUUCGCAUCUUAUCUCUGGUGUGGGUAUGUAUUUGUGAAGUGUUGCUAAAGCCACAGAGAGAAGAGCAGGUAGUAGGCAGCCAAGACACCAACCACACCAUGUUCUUCUGCAACCAACCCUAAAUAACUAAAAUAUCACAACCUCCAACUAAGCUACAACUAUUUCGAUAUUCAAAUGGACGACAAUAACCAAUACCCCAUUCUCACGCCUUCAGGAUUACCUCGCCAAAACAAACCCUCUAUUGCAGAGGACGACGUCAUGGAGCUGCUAUGGCAUGACGGCCAGGUUGUGAUGCAGAGUCAGAACCACCGUUCUCUAAGAAAACCGAUGCCGCCGCCCAGAAACUCCCACGAUGCCUCCGCCGCCGGUCCCUCCGAGGACAGGGAGAUUCGACCGCAGCUCGACAAUUUCAAUCAACAUCUCUUCAUGCAAGAAGGCGAAAUGGCUUCCUGGCUACACUAUCCAAUCGACGUCGACGACGUACCUCCGUUGGAUCAGGCUUUCUGCGCCGAUUUCCUCUACUCACCGCCCACCGUUAACAACAGCACCGCCAUGCAAACUCUCGCCACGUCUCAGCUUACAGACCACCGCCCCAUGUCCGCACCGCCUCGACCUCCAAUUCCGCUGCCGAGACGGCUGGAACCGAAGACGCCGAACUUCGCGUACUUCGCGCGGCACAACACGAGAGCCGCCGAGGAGAGCGUGAAGGCAGCCGCGAAGGAAUCCACAGUGGUGGAUUCUUGCGAGACGCCGGCCGCAACGGCAGCGGCGGUUUCGAGAGUUUCGGAAACUUUGAGGAACGCGGCGGAACCGACGGAAGGAGGCGCCGGCGGUCCGGUGCCUUCAACGAGUGCCGGUGACGGAAGGAGCACGAUGAUGUGCGACGUGACUAUGGCAUCGUCGCCGGGCAGUUCGAGUACUAGCGGCGAGCCAGUUCAGGUGGCGCAGGCGGAAGAGCGGAAGCGGAAGGGUCGGGAGGCGGAGGAAUGGGAUUCUCAGAGCGAGGAUGUUGAUUUUGAAUCGGAAGCAAAGAAACAAGCUCGAGGAUCAACAUCUACAAAGAGAUCACGUGCAGCGGAGGUCCAUAAUCUCUCUGAGAGGAGGCGUCGUGAUCGGAUUAAUGAAAAGAUGAGAGCUCUGCAAGAACUUAUACCUCGAUGUAAUAAGUCGGACAAAGCUUCAAUGUUGGAUGAAGCAAUUUCGUACUUGAAAUCAUUGCAGUUACAAGUGCAGAUGAUGUCCAUGGGAUGUGGCAUGGUACCUAUGAUGUUUCCUGGAAUCCAGCAGUACAUGCCAGCAAUGGGGAUGGGGGUUGGAAUGGGUAUGGGAAUGGAAAUGGGAAUGAACAGACCUGUGAUGCCGUUUCCCAAUAUGUUACCUGGUUCUGCUUUGCCAGCAGCAACAGCAGCGGCUCAUUUGGGACCAAGGUUUCCAAUGCCUCCUUUCCACAUGCCGCGUGUUCCUGCUCCCGAUUCUUCCAGAAUGCAAGCAGAAAAUCAGUCAGAUAAAAAUAUGGUUGCAGCUGGUCCACUUGAUCCAAACCACUCACGUCUCCCAAACUUCACGGAUCCUUAUCAACAAUAUCUUGGUCCCCACCAGAUGCAGUUUCAAGUAAUUCAGAAUCAGGCAAUGAACCAACCAAAUGUUGGCAAGCCCAGUACCAGUAGGGAUAAUCCAGAAAGCCGUUAGUCAGGUGAGAAUUUAUUCUACAAGCCUUAUUAACAUACUGAAAAAGUAUAGUUUGCCAUGCAAUCUGGUUCUUAAAUUUUAAUUUUUGCUUACUGUGUUCUUGCGUCAUAAGCUUCCGGAGCAUGAUAAUUUCUGGCAGCUUUCUACGUAUUAAAAAUUCUAAAUAUAUAAUGCAAACAUGGCUACUUCUAAAUAUUUCAAUGUUUUUAUCAUUCAUCAGGGGAAAAAUUAUUGUUAUAGUUACAAUGAAGGGGGUGACUAUUCAAAUGGUGCGGCAUAUAGUUGUAUAGCUUUUUCCACUAGCACUCACAAUGGUGGUGUGAAUUGAAAGUCCUGAAUAUAUUUCACAAAAACAGGGACAACCAUAAUUAACAAUCGACCGUGUGCAUUGCAGAUUAGAUUUUCCGACACCUAAAUUACAGGUGCCAAAGUUUUGUAGUUUCAAGAGAACGAACUUUUUAGCUGUUCUCAGUAGCAAGCUAAUCUAUUCUAUACACAGCUAACAUGUAAAUUAUUGCAACGAAGUUUUCCCUGUCUUCAACUUUCAUUUUUAGAGAGUGUUUGAUAUGAGACGAGGAACUCGAUAGAUGGCAGAACAGAUGAAGUUGCAUUUUAGUCCACAUCAUACCUUCCUACUUUUAGUCUUGUGUUUCAGAUUCAUUAUGUAGUACCAUUUUCUCU
Molecule: messenger RNA, 2466 nt
Organism: Vigna umbellata (rice bean)
Lineage: Eukaryota; Viridiplantae; Streptophyta; Magnoliopsida; Fabales; Fabaceae
Source: RefSeq, a predicted model, not a curated record